Molecule: messenger RNA, 4618 nt
Organism: Ochlerotatus camptorhynchus
Lineage: Eukaryota; Metazoa; Arthropoda; Insecta; Diptera; Culicidae
Gene: Karybeta3
Product: karyopherin beta 3
Exons: 6
Coding region: 92-3394 (1100 amino acids)
Biological process (GO): protein import into nucleus
Cellular component (GO): cytoplasm; nucleus
Molecular function (GO): nuclear import signal receptor activity; protein binding
Source: RefSeq, a predicted model, not a curated record
UCCUUCAUACACACUCGUCAGUCAGCACUGGUGGUAUUCCUUCCUUUGCACGUUCCGUCAGUUUGUGGUUCUCUUUUGUAAAUGCGAAAUAAUGGCUGCGGAUCAGGCUCAGUUUCACCAGCUGCUAAAUACCCUGCUCUCGACCGACAACGAAGUCCGAACGCAGGCCGAGGAGACCUAUAACAGCCUGCCAUGCGAGAGCAAGGUGACACAUUUGCUGGGCGCGGUCCAGAGUCCGCAAAUGACCGAGGAAGCCCGGAUGAUGGCAGCCGUCCUGUUGAGGCGAUUGUUUUCCGCUGAAUUCCAGGAAUUCUAUACCCCCCUUCCGCCGGAGUCGAAGGAACAGCUGAAGCAGCAGGUACUGCUUACGCUGCAGCAAAACGAGAGUCCCAGUUUGCGCCGUAAGAUCUGCGAAGUGGUCGCCGAAGUCGCCCGUAAUCUAAUCGAUGAGGACGGUAACAACCAGUGGCCGGAAUUUCUGCAGUUCCUGUUCCAGUGUGCCAGCGCUCCCAACGUACAGCUGCAGGAGUCGGCACUGCGUAUCUUCUCAUCGGUACCGGGGAUCUUUGGAAAUCAACAGACUCAGCACCUGCAGUUGAUCAAGCAGAUGCUGAUCAAGUACUUGGACCCAUCAUCAGACCCGGAGGUUCGCUUCCAAGCCGUUCGCGCCGUUGGAGCGUUUAUCCUGCUGCACGACAAAGAAGAUGAUGUACAACGGCAGUUCAACGACCUGUUGCCACGCGUAAUCAUGAUAACAGCUGAGAGUAUCGAUCAGCAGGACGACCAAACACUGAUCAAGCUGUUGAUCGAUUUGGCUGAGAGUGUACCGAAAUUCCUGCGUCCGCAGUUGGAGUCCAUUUUUGACAUGUGCAUGAAAGUGUUCAGCAGUCCGGACGUCGAGGACAGUUGGCGCCAUUUGGCUCUCGAAGUCAUGGUUUCCCUGUCGGAGAAUGCUCCGGCUAUGGUUCGCAAGCGUGCUGAAAAGUACGUCGCCUCGCUGAUUCCUCUUGUCCUGCAAAUGAUGACCGAUCUCGAGGACGACGAGGAAUGGUCCGUGUCGGAUGAGAUCUGCGAAGACGAUACAAGCGAUAACAACGUCAUUGCCGAGUCGGCAUUGGAUCGUCUUGCUUGCGGUCUUGGAGGAAAGGCUGUCCUCCCGCACAUCGUGAACAACAUUCCAGACAUGUUGAACAGCCUGGCCUGGAAGCAACGGCAUGCCGCUUUGAUGGCGAUUUCCGCCGCCGGCGAAGGAUGCCAUAAGCAAAUGGAAGCCAUGCUUGAAAACAUCAUGCAAGGUGUGCUGAAGUUCCUGAUGGAUCCCCAUCCGAGGGUGCGCUAUGCUGCCUGUAAUGCUAUCGGACAGAUGGCAACGGAUUUUGCGCCGAUCUUCGAGAAGAAGUUCCACGAACAGGUCAUUCCUGGGCUGCUGAGCUUGUUGGAUGAUGUCCAGAAUCCACGCGUGCAGGCUCAUGCCGGAGCUGCUUUGGUUAACUUCAGCGAGGACUGUCCGAAGAAUAUUCUCACUCGAUACUUGGAUGGCAUCAUGUCUAAGCUGGAACACAUCCUGACCACCAAGUUCAACGAGUUGGUCGAAAAGGGUACCAAGCUAGUGCUGGAGCAGGUAGUGACUACUAUUGCCUCGGUUGCCGACACAACCGAGAAGGACUUUGUCGGUUAUUACGAUCGAUUGAUGCCUUGCCUGAAGUACAUCAUCCAGAAUGGUAACACCGAGGAGCUCCGUUUGCUUCGUGGCAAGACCAUCGAAUGUGUUUCGUUGAUUGGAUUGGCCGUCGGAGCAGAGAAGUUCUUGUCCGACGCGUCGGAUGUGAUGGACAUGCUGCUGAAAACUCACACCGAAGGCGACCUGCCGGACGAUGAUCCUCAGACGUCAUAUCUUAUUUCGGCCUGGGCGCGUAUCUGCAAGAUCCUUGGCAAACAGUUCGAACAAUACUUGCCUUUGGUGAUGGGGCCGGUCAUGAGAACUGCAUCGAUGAAGCCGGAAGUUGCUGUGCUGGAUAAUGAUGAAGUUCAGGAUGUGGAAAGCGACAACGAUUGGCAGUUUGUCAAUUUGGGUGAACAGCAAAACUUUGGAAUUCGUACGGCUGGCUUGGAGGAUAAGGCGUCGGCAUGUGAAAUGUUAGUCUGCUAUGCACGUGAGCUGAAGGAUGGUUUUGCCAACUACGCCGAAGAAGUCGUUCGCCUGAUGGUACCGAUGUUGAAGUUCUACUUCCACGAUGGUGUCCGCACGGCUGCUGCCGAGUCGCUGCCCUACCUGUUGGAUUGCGCUAAGAUCAAGGGACCUACCUAUCUGGAAGGAAUGUGGCUCUACAUCUGCCCGGAAUUGUUGAAAGCAAUCGAUUCCGAGCCAGAACCAGACGUGCAAGCUGAACUACUGCACUCGUUGGCCAAAUGUAUCGAAACGCUAGGUGCUGCCUGUCUUUCCAAGGAAACCAUGGAUGAAGUGCUCAAGAUCAUCGACAAAUUUAUGAACCUACAUUUCCAAAAAGAGGAGAAACGUGCUCUUGCCCGCAAGGAGGAAGAUUACGACGAGGGAGUCGAGGAACAGUUGGCCGAGGAGGAUGAUGCCGACAUUUAUCUGCUGUCACGAAUUUCCGACAUUGUUCACUCGCUGUUCCUGAGCUACAAGGAUGGGUUCUUGCCGUAUUUCCAGCAAGUCGUGUCACACUUUGUCAAGCUGCUAGAUCCAUCAAGAACAUGGGCUGACCGACAGUGGGGAUUGUGCAUAUUCGACGAUCUAAUCGAAUACAGCGGUCCAAUGUGCGCCCAGUACCAGGCUUACUUCAUGCAACCGAUGCUGGAAUACAUCAAGGAUCCACAACCCGAAGUACGACAAGCGGCAGUCUAUGGAUGUGGCGUUUUGGCACACUAUGGUGGCGAUCAGUUCUCGAUAACCUGUGCGCAGGCCAUUCAGCUGUUGAUGGAGAUCAUCAUGACGCCCGGUAGUCGCGAACCGGAAAACGUGAACCCAACGGAGAAUGCUAUCUCCGCCGUGACCAAGAUACUAAAAUACAACAAUAAGGCCAUCACCAAUCCGGACGAGAUCAUUGCACUUUGGUUCUCCUGGCUGCCAGUGGUGGAAGACGACGACGAAGCCAUCCACGUCUAUGGCUACCUGUGUGAUCUGAUCCAAGCGAAUCACCCGGCAGUGCUGGGCGAGAACAAUUCGAAUCUGCCACGCAUCGUGUCCAUUUUCGCCGAAGCAUUCUACCGUGAAGCAAUGUCCGUUGGCCAUCCCGAAUCGACGCGGAUGCUGGCCAUCGUGAAACAGAUCGAAGCCAGUCCGGACAUUUUCCAAGCAUGCAUAAACCAGCUGACGGCGGAACAGAAGGCGGCUCUCGAGGAAGCAUACCGAACUGCGGCCGUUGCACAGUAAGGAAGCGGACGACAGUGACGUAUGUUUAGUGAAAAGUAAAAAACGAGAGCGAGAAUGAGACACGGAGCGAAAGAGAGUGAGAUCUAAUAGGACCAUACGAGGUUGAUGAUUUUGGACAGCAAGGGACGUGAAACUGUGUUUCUUUUUGAUUUCUGUCGCCGACUUUCACUGAAAAGAGAGAAAAAAACAUUCACAAAAAAUAACCGCAAGAAUCUGGCAAAAGGCCACUGCAAAUCAACAACACAUGAUACGAAAUUACACAACACAUCCUAGUAACACCCUUCUAUGUAUCACUAGAAGCUUGAGUUAAGAGAAUAUUAUAUUUUAAAAUAUAUAGCUGUUUCUCUGCAGUCGAUACUAGUGUAUUAACAAGAUUUAUAUUUUGCAAUUAUUUAAUCACACUUGUAAUCCUUUUUCUGUUACACUCGAUCAUAUAUUUACCCUUUUUAGGACGAUUCUAUCGCUGCUUUAACCAUUCGAGUGGAAAAUAUUUAGUUGGGUUUUCUUGUGAGGUUCCAUUUCUGCCUUUUUACAAACCCUUGUAGGUUUUAUUUUUUUUAUUUCUUCAUAUUAGACACCUUCCUUUUUUGUGAUCUUCAAAACAUACAUAAAACAGGUAAAUAAUUACGCCAUUCCUGUGACGAAAAUGCAAUUGAUUAUAUUUGAAUGAAACUGCAUUGGAAAAGUACGAUUUUCCCUAGUUCAGUUUUUCUCAGUUGUGCGAAUGGAUAUUGUAUAUAAUGAAAGUAUUUUCCACAUGAAGCCGCAAAACAGGUCAACAAAAAGUGUUUUACUUUAGCUAAGAUAUUGCAAUCGGCGCUCAUUUUCUGUUGGUAGCUGUUAUUUCCCAAGGAAAAAAUGUUACUAAAUCACCUCUGCGCGUAUUUUUUUUAUGUAAACGUCUUCGUCAGCGUUCAACAUGUUCAGUUUAUAAUUUACAUUAUUGUUUACUACUUAUUAUAAAACUGUUUGAGCAGAGCAAAGAAGAUAGAAAACUGAUUUGCAAUCAACUGGAAGAAAAAUAUGCCAAAACCGAAUUGAGCUUUGAGUUUACCUACACACAUUCGCCCACAUGCUCUGACCUUGUUCAUCCUCCUGCUGGCCUUGGUGUGAAUCAGUGAACGACUUCAGCAUAAGUAACUUUCAAAUUUAAGCACAUUUUCCAUUUUCGAAAUGGUAAAAACCUAAUAUGAGAAUAAAAUGAUAUUCUAUUACUGAAAAGAA